This is a messenger RNA of Fusarium pseudograminearum CS3096, 960 nucleotides long. RefSeq lists its product as uncharacterized. Lineage: Eukaryota; Fungi; Ascomycota; Sordariomycetes; Hypocreales; Nectriaceae. Gene Ontology annotation, molecular function: lipase activity. Bases 1 to 960 code for a protein of 319 amino acids. Gene Ontology annotation, cellular component: membrane. The record is from RefSeq and is a predicted model, not a curated record. The transcript has a single exon.
AUGACUACCUACCCAACCUACGCUGACCAAAAAGAAUGGAAAGAAAUCCAAGCUUUCCUUCCCAAACGUCUUCACUUCACGCCAGAUCACUCUCCAACUGAAGAAGUGUGGCAUCACCGUGGCCAUGCCCUUCAUCUUGAUCGAUGGCGCAACCCUUCCGCUGAAGUCCGGCUGAUCAUGCAUCACGGAAUGGGCACAAACGGUCGCAUGAUGUCCAUGCUUCUCGGCGUGCCUCUUCAUGAAGCUGGCUUUGAACUCGUCGCCAUCGACAUGCCCGGCUACGGCUGCACUGUCCCUGCCAAGAACUACGUGUGGGACUUUGAUGACUGGGUCAAAAUCUCAAGCGAAUUUGUCGACCACGAGUAUGAGAAUGAUAAACGACCAAUUGCGCUGUAUGGGCUCAGCGCAGGUGGAGGACUUACCUUCCACUCCGCAGGUUUGAAUGGCAAAGUCAAGGGUAUCAUUGGCAUGUGUUUCAUGGACAUGCGCAUCCAAUCUGUCGUAGACGCAGCCUGUCGAAACCUCCUGAUGAGUCGCGUCGGCGCCCCAAGCAGCGGUUUCAUGACCAGUAUCGGUCUGGGCUCGCUAUCGAUGCCCAUGUGGCUGACAGGCAGGAUGUCAGCGCUAGUCAACAAUCCACAAGCCCUGCAAGCAUGCUACAGGGACAACACAUCCGCGAACGCGUGGGUGACUAUGAAGUUUCUGGCUUCGUUCACUUCUUACAAACCGGCCAAGGAACCAGCCGAGUUUGAUGUCUGUCCUAUUCUUUGGACGCAGCCUGCUGAGGACAAAUGGACGCCACUGUGGGUGUCGGAGGCGUUUUUGAAGGGUGUCACCAAGGUUCCUGUCAAAACGGUCAUGUUGGAGGGUGCGGGACAUUAUCCACUUGAAGAUCCAGGGCUGAAGCAGAUGAGCGAGGCUAUUGUCUCGUUUCUGAAAGAUAUUGGAGCGAACUCUUAA